Messenger RNA from Solanum pennellii, 2496 nucleotides. RefSeq lists its product as uncharacterized. The record is from RefSeq and is a predicted model, not a curated record. The coding region runs from base 1159 to 2379 and encodes 406 amino acids. Lineage: Eukaryota; Viridiplantae; Streptophyta; Magnoliopsida; Solanales; Solanaceae. The transcript is spliced from 3 exons.
UCUAGAGUGUAAACAAAAUAAAUUAAGCUAGAACUAAUUAAGAUUGUAAGUUAAGCAUCUAUCAAUAAAUAAAGUUGGUGGCUCUAGUUCAUUUGAAAUAAACUACAUUACUUUUUAGAACCGCCUUAUUAAUGUUACCAAAUGUUUAUAAAAAUUAAUAGGUCGAUGAGCUUUCAUCUUUUAAAUAUGGGUUUAUUUGUAUUCUUUCUACGUGGAUGGAUAUAUCAUGUUUACUACGUGUUUAAUUGAACUCAACAUAUUAAUAAAAUGAUCAAAAUUAUAAAUAAAACUAGAUAAAAUUAAUUAAAAUAUUACUUGAAAUACCUCCCCAAAAUAGACCCUCCCAAUAUUUGAAUUUGAAACAAGCUAUAUCUCAAUUCAGAUAUCAAACCUGAAAAGGUAAAACUUCUUUCAUAAAAAUAACAUGUGGCAGCAGAGCCGAUGUAAAAUUUUAUGAAUAGGAUUAAUAUUUAUAUUAUAUAUUGUUUGGUCAAAUAAAUAUAAUUUGUCAUAAGCAAUGACUUGUGUCGUCUUUAUUGAGAUUAACAAAUACAAACAUUUAAAUUAACAAAAUAAGAAAUUAGUCAAGUAGAGAAUAUAUGUCAAUUGCUAGAUCUACUUUACAUAUUUUCACUUUUUAAACCUUUAUUCCCUCUUUUUAUUCCUCCUCGAUUUCCAUAAUUAAUUACUCAUCCAUCUGCAUUUCGUUUAUUUAUUCCCUCUCAAGUAAAUGCAAUAGUACUAAUUUUUCUCUAAGUUACUUAUUAAUUACUAAUUUAUUAUAGUAAACUACUAUAGUUUAUAUACAUGUAAAAUAAAAUAUUCAUAUUCUUUUCUUGCUUUAGUUUUUUCGUUUUUCACAAUCGAGAUUCAUCAUUAUCACAUUGUGAUAAUAAUCAAAAAAAAAAAAAAGAAAAGAAAAAAGAACGUUCAUGGAUGAUUUUCAGCCAAAUUUGUACUAAAUUAGCCGUAGAAAAAGUUCAAAUUUCUUCAUUUGGCCGUGCAUGGCGGACAAGCUACAGUUUUUGUAAUUUGUAGAAUACGAGCAGUAGCAUUGGGAAGCAGCACCAGUUGCAGAAGAAGAAGAUUCAAUUUUUUUGUUUUACCAUUUAUGGAAGAAGAACUGAAACCAGAGAUCUCAAACAAAGGAUUUCAAAAAUGAUGAAUAAAUGUUCAAAAUGGGUUUCUUCAGAUCUUCAUUGGAAGCUUUUACUCUUGAUUCUUCCUCUACUUUCUCUCUUUUUUUACUUUUCUCUUUCCUCCAUUUCCGCCAUAGCCAGUAACACUUUUUCCACUUUUACCCCUCUUAACUCUCUUUUCAACAAUAACGCCCCUCUUCCUCCUUCUCCUUCACAUCCGCCGGUUUUUUCGAAUCAAACGGAGAAGAAAACCGGCUUAGAUCGGUCUGAGCCUCUGUUUCCGCCGGGUUUUUUUAAUCGAUCGGUAACGAAGGAGGAGUUGAACCGGUCUAGAAUUGCUGUGUGCAUAGUGGGUGGAGCUCGUAGGUUUGAACUAACUGGGCCUUCUAUAAUCCAGAAAAUUCUGAAAGAGUAUCCGAAUUCUGAUCUGUAUCUUCAUAGUCCGUUGGAUUCUAAUGCAUACAAGCUUUCCUUGUUAAAAACUGCUCCUCGAAUUUCCGCCAUUAAAAUUUUCAAGCCUAAAACCAUUAAAGAGACUGAGUUUCAGGUCCGAGUUCUCAGUGCUCGUGGCUCACCUAAUGGUAUUCAGGGCCUGCUGCAAUAUUUCAACCUUGUUGAGGGCUGCUUGACGAUGAUUCAAGCGUACCAGCACAAGAACAACUUCACUUACGAUUGGAUAAUCCGUACCCGAGUUGAUGGAUACUGGAACUCGCCAUUAUCAUCCGAGGACUUCAUUCCCGGCGCCUAUUUAGUCCCUUCUGGUUCAUCCUACGGUGGCUUAAAUGAUCGCUUUGGCCUUGGUGACUAUAACACUUCUGUAGUUGCUCUUUCACGGCUCUCUUUGAUUCCUGAGUUGGAUGCAGCCAGAUACCAUCUCCUCAACUCUGAGGGCGCAUUCAAGGCCCAACUCACUAUUCACAGAGUUCCCUACAUCUCUAAGCGCCUCCCGUUUUGUGUUGUAUCAGAUCGUAGCUAUGAUUUUCCACCACCCCGUUUUGGUGUUCCAGUAGCAGCACUUUCUAGUCCAGGCCCAUUAAGUGGUGCCAAGUGCCGGCCUUGCACACCUCCAUGCACUCACCACUGUGUUGGGCUCAUGAUGAAUAAACUGUACAGAGGAUGGAGCUGGACUGACUGGACCAAUAACACCCUUCAGCUCUGUGAUGCCCAUGCCGAGUGGGAGAGUGGUUGGGAGAAAAUAUUCGACCAAGUGGCAGGAAACAAAACCUUCGAUUUUCUGUAGACAAAUACAGGUCUUUUUUUGUUGUUGAAUAUCUCAUGGAUACUAAGUAGUAUUGUAGCUUUAUGGAGAAAGAAAUUUAGAGAAAUGGAGAAAAGUUUCCUGGUUUUUGUACCUCAA